AUGGGGGCCCCUGGGGUAGAGGGCCCCCACGGCUGCACUGACGAAGCAACAGCAGCAACAGCAGCAGCAGCUGCAGCAGCAGCAGUUUCUGCUGCUGCAGACAUCGGCCCUGAGGCUGUUGUUCCUAUAGACGAGGAUGACGGUGAGGGUGUAGACGUUGCUGCAGCAGCAGCAGCUGCAACAGCAGCAGCAGCAGCAACAGCAGCAACAGCCGAGGAGGAAUCAGAAGCAGCGGAUGCUGCUGCUGCUGCAGCAGCAGCAGCAGCAGCAAAUGCAUUUAUAGCAGCAGCAGCAAGUGGUAAGAGUUGUACAGCAGAUGAGUUGCUGCCUUGGCCUCCUCCUUCUCCUCUAUGGAGGGAGAGGACAGUAGAGGAGAUAUUAGCUGCUGCUGCAGUGCAGCAGCAGCAGUACCAGCAGCAGCAGCAGCUGCAGCAGCAGCAGCAGCAGCUGCUGCUGCAGCUAGGGGAGACAUAUAUAGAUAAGACACUAGGGGGGGGACUACCUAUAGGGAUGAUAGGGGAGAUCUGUGGUGCAGCAGGAAGCGGCAAGACGCAGCUAACUUUGUCUCUUGCUGCUGAAUGUGUGCUGCAGCAGCUGCUGCAGCAGCAGCAGCGGCAGAGACUACUCAACAGCAGCAGCAACAGCAGCAGCAGCAGCAGCAGCAGGAGGAGGGGAGGAGUGGUGUAUUAUAUACAUACAGAGGGAGCAUUCCCUGCAGCAAGAUUAGCAGAGAUAAUACAUAAUCGUUUGCUGCGUCGUACAGCAGCAUCAGCAACAGCAGCAACAGCAGCAGCAGCAGCAGCAGCAGCAGCACUGCAGCAAAUAUAUAUAGAGGAAAUAAAUACAGAGGAGGAAUUAGUCUGCUGUCUUUUGUAUAGAUUACCCCGUCUCCUUAUCUAUAAGGAGACAAUUACUCUUAUUAUUAUUGACUCUAUUGCUGCUAUAAUUAAACAAACUGCUGCUGCUGCUGCUGCUGCUGCUGCUGCUGCAACAGCAGCAAGUGGUAGUACUGCUGCUGCUGCUGCUGCUAUAAGGAAUAGUAAACUUAUACGUAUUGCUGCGCUGCUGCGCAGAGUUGCUGCUGAGCAUUGCUGCUGCUGUCUUCUUGUUAAUCAUGUUACUGCUGUUGUUGAUGAUGAUCCUGCUGCUGCUGUUGCUGCUGCUGCUGCUGGUAACUGGUGGCAGCAGCAGCAGCAGCAGCAAGACAGCAUAGAAAUGGCAACAGAAGAUGCCAAAAGACGGAGGAUCGAGGAGAGACAAUACCAGCAGCAGCAGCAACAACAGCAGCAGCAGCAACAGCAGCAGCAGCAGCAGCAACUGCAGCAGCAGCAGCAAACGAUGAAUUGGAGGUCUAUGGGUGCAGCAGAGACAUCGUUGGAAGCGGCAGGAGGAGACGCAGAUGCAGCAACAGCAGCAGCAGCAGCAACAGCAGCAGCAGUAACUGCAGCAGCACGUGCAGCAGCAGCAGCAGCAGCACCUCCAUCUAAUAUUCGUGCUGCACUAGGGGAUGUGUGGGGUUGCUGCAUUAACUAUCGUCUCCUUCUAAUGCGUCUGUCUCCUGACCAUUUUGCUGCUGCUGCAACAGCAGCAGCAGCAGCAGGAGAGGGUGCAGCAGGUUCUGCUGCACUGCAGCAGCAGCAGCAGCAGCAGGUGUAUGAGCAGCUAGAACGCAUGCGCUGCAUGCAUAUUCUCUUUGCGCCACACCUCCCUCCUGCUGCUGUCCCCUUUGCUGUUACAGAGGCAGGUGUUGUUGACGCGUAG
Messenger RNA from Eimeria maxima, 1761 nucleotides. Its product is annotated as DNA repair protein recA , putative. The coding region runs from base 1 to 1761 and encodes 586 amino acids. Gene Ontology annotation, biological process: telomere maintenance via recombination; resolution of mitotic recombination intermediates; double-strand break repair via synthesis-dependent strand annealing. Gene Ontology annotation, molecular function: ATP binding; four-way junction DNA binding; ATP-dependent DNA damage sensor activity. Gene Ontology annotation, cellular component: Rad51C-XRCC3 complex; replication fork. The record is from RefSeq and is a predicted model, not a curated record. NCBI's taxonomy places the organism in Eukaryota, Apicomplexa, Conoidasida, Eucoccidiorida, Eimeriidae. The transcript has a single exon.